GCAGCAUUCCAAGUAAAUAGAAAUUCUGGAGAAAAAAGUCACAAUUUUUAUCAUGAAUGGCUUUGCCCAGCUACUUAACUGGUAAUGACCAGUUCAAGGAAAUAUCCCUACUCACCGAGUGGAAAUUUCAAGGGGGAGGGGGAUUUCAAAGCCAUAGGCCUAAAGGAAAGUACAGUAUGAUACCAAACUGGUGGGAUGGGAGGAGGGUUCAAACCAGAAAAUCACAGAAGCCGACAGAACAGAAUUGCCUUCACAUUAUUUCAAUGCCUGGCUUGAAAAAGUGCUGGAAGUCAAGCCUAUAUAAUAUGAUAUCAAACAGGAUUUUUUUCUUCAAUAAUAUUACCUACAUAUAAUUAUUAGAAGCUGAGAUUGAGUAUUUUCCCUUUCUAUGUAAAGGACAAGUGUCUGGUGUCAGCUGGGAUGGUUGCAACAGAAGCUAAUAAAGGCAUGGGGCCUGAUGAGGAAUCAUUUAAUGUGCCUGUUCCUGUCACACAAAAGACUUACCUCUGGUCAGACAAGUACAGACCUAGAAAACCAAGGUUCUUUAACAGAGUGCACACAGGAUAUGAGUGGAAUAAAUACAAUCAGACACAUUAUGAUAGUGACAAUCCACCACCUAAAAUAGUACAAGGAUACAAGUUUAAUAUAUUUUAUCCUGAUCUUAUUGAUAAAACUGAAGCACCAGAAUAUUUUUUGGAACAAAGUCCUGGAGAUUCAAAAGACUUUGCUAUCCUCAGAUUUCAUGCAGGACCCCCUUAUGAGGAUAUUGCCUUCAAGAUUGUCAACCGUGAAUGGGAGUAUUCUCAUCGUCAUGGCUUUCGCUGCCAAUUUCAAAACAAUAUUUUCCAAUUGUGGUUUCAUUUUAAGAGGUAUAGAUAUCGAAGAUAGGUCGGAACCAAUUUGUUGGUAUUGUCUUUUCCUACUAAAUAGUGAGAUGACAGAGGAAAAACAAGACAAUUCUAUUAAGAAAGAGUUGAU
This is a messenger RNA of Orbicella faveolata, 978 nucleotides long. Its product is annotated as splicing factor Cactin-like. The record is from RefSeq and is a predicted model, not a curated record. Gene Ontology annotation, cellular component: cytoplasm; spliceosomal complex. Lineage: Eukaryota; Metazoa; Cnidaria; Anthozoa; Scleractinia; Merulinidae. Gene Ontology annotation, molecular function: protein binding. Gene Ontology annotation, biological process: mRNA cis splicing, via spliceosome.